AUGACAGAUGAUAACGAGUGGAUGAAGACAAUUCAGAACGAAAAUGCAUACCUGAAAAAUCAGGUUAGGUUGCUCCGGGAGAACUAUGAAUUACGUUCGUUACUGAGUCAGCACUAUGAAAACAGCAACGAAGGGCAAAUUAUCACUUCCCACCCUGCUCCCGUGUAUCCGAAUGCCUGCUCCCCAAGACGAGGAGCCCUGCCUCAUGGAAGAGAUAUCAAGCCACCGGAGAGCCCAAGUCACCUACAACCUUCACUGCUGCAGGAGUUCAGUUAUUCCCCUCUCCACAUUGCAAAUGAGGAAGCAACUCUGUCCAGCCCCAAAGCCCAGGCAGAGGUGACAUUUAAGGGGAUUCCCAAUAAUCCCACUUUGUUUCAGCCUACACCCAAGGAGAGGAAACCAAUCCUGCUUUCCAGCACUUCCUGGACCACCAGAGUGGAGAAACAGCUUCCAGAAACUAUAGACCUCUCAAGGUUGAAGAAAGUCUGCUUCACAGAUGUCACUUCACCUGGAGGAGAUAAGGCUCAUUUAUAUAGGAUGGCUCACCAACAGCAUGGAAGUGUCCUUAAUGCACCAGACCUGCUGAGUCAGCCCCAGCCAUCGUCCCUGGGAGAAUUUGUUUCCUCAAAUCCCCUCAGCAUUUCAAACAAGGAAGGGGCCCAAGCACAGCUUGUGUUCCCAGGAUACUUCAAAACAUCUGAGCCAUUUUCCCCAGGAAUUCCCCCAAGGAAGCCAGUCCCCCUUAUAAACAGCACACGGGAUAUAGUGGGUGAGAAAAUGUCCUUGGACUUGGAAGAGAUGCACAGGAAAAAGAGAGUCUCGUUCUCAGAGAGCCCAGGAGGAGAUGAGCCGCGGAAGCCCCAUACCUAUUAUUUAAACGAGCUUGAGCUGAACAGCAAGAAAAAUGGCCGCAUAGUGGGUGAAAUUGCCUUCCAACUAGACAGGCGCAUCCUUGCUUAUGUGUUUCCUGGAGUAACGAGACUUUACGGCUACACAGUGUCCAACAUUCCUGAGAAAAUCAAACAGGCCUCCAUGAAGUGCCUGAAUGGCUCCAUGGAUGAGAAAAAGCACCGAGCCAUGAUGCAGCGGUACCUGUCCCUCACUGCACGCCUCGAGAAGAUAGGCUACAACCCGGAUGUGCACCCGGUGUUCAGCGAGUUCCUGAUCAACACCUACGGCAUCCUGAAACAGCGGCCAGACGUGCACUCCAGCCCGCUCCACAGCAGCCCAGCGGAUCUGCGCAAGGUCGUGAUUGACAUCGUCCCAUCCAAGUUCCUUGGCGACACUUUGCUGCUGCUGAACUGUUUGUGUGAACUCUCCAAGGAAGACAGUAAACCUCUCUUUGCUUGGUAGUGGACUCUGCUCGCCGUACCCUGCGCUGGCAGAACAAUCUUCCCAUAGACAUGAACUCAAAAGCAUG
Messenger RNA from Chelonoidis abingdonii (Abingdon island giant tortoise), 1420 nucleotides. RefSeq names its product speriolin-like protein. Gene Ontology annotation, cellular component: centrosome. Lineage: Eukaryota; Metazoa; Chordata; Testudines; Testudinidae. The record is from RefSeq and is a predicted model, not a curated record.